AUGGAGCGACACACCACUUCAACCUCCCACUUGAUCCAGACCGUCCGGAACGGCCUGUCUGAAAUGACAUGGACAACAUUCUUCGCUGUCUUGGUGUUUUCAUGCAUCGCGACCCGCGUUAUUAGCGGAUUACAGAGCCGACAGCGUGAAUAUGACCCGAAAGAGCCACGUACCUCGCGGUUGGCACCGUACUGGUUCCCCUGGAUCGGACAUGGAUUUCAAAUUGUCUGGAAUCAUCUUGGCCUCUUCGAGUCUUUACGAGAAUCCAUGGAUGAGCCUGUGUUUGGCAUCUACCUGCGGGGCGAAACCUAUGACACUGUGGUAUCACCAUUGAUGAUGAACACUGUUAUGUCUUCAAAUGCAUCAAAUGCUCCUGUGCUCGAUCAGGCUCUGCAAAAUGUCUUUGGCGACCGCAGUCUUACGCGCAGCGUUCAGCUGAAUCGCAACGAGGAAAUCAGUGACAAUGUAGCUGAGCUCAUAAGCAAAGAUUCAUUUGCGACUGAAGUGUCAGCCCUCAUUACCAAGUUUUUGCAAAACAAUGUUUCAAAUCUCGUCACAUUCUCUCGCAGUCCCGUUGACAUGCCCCCCUGGGAACGUGAUAGCGAUGUGACCAUGUCCGAGGAAGACAACUCGGUUUGCGAAGUGAAGCUCUUUGAGCUCAUGCGAAACUUCAUGGGCCACAAUCUCUCUACCCUGUUGAUGGGCGAGGCGUUCUUGGAAAACUUCCCUAUGUCCCUGGCAGACCUAUGGACACUAGACAGAAACUAUGUUCCCUUAUUUGUUGGAGCUCGUCGCUGGAUUCCCAGCCCUGGAGUGUCGUCGGGCUUCGCUGCGCGGGACCGGCUAAUUCAUGUCAUGUCGGUCUUUUACCGUGCAUUUUCAGCCUUUGAUGAUGGCAUUGACCCUGGCAUCGAACUUCGUGACCUCGAUGAUGUUUCCGAGUUGGUAAAGCAGAGAAUGCGGACCUUCCGGAAAUUGGAUUUGUCCCCUGGAGCUAGUGCGGCGGCCAACCUUUCUCUGUACUGGGACAUUGUCGAACACACCACUAAGAUUACCUUCUGGUCGAUUAUUCACAUCUUUGCGGAUGGCGCACUUUUGAAAGAAAUUCGCACUGAAAUCGCCUCCUGCGUGAACGCCACUCGGCCCACCCGCGAAGAAACUGGUUUCCCCUUCGACGAGCCCCCCAAGCUCAACCUCGAUCUCGAGAAACUGCUUGUUUCAUGCCCAUUAUUCAAGGCAUGCUACUACGAGACCCUCCGCCUACACUCAGCAGGAAUCUCAUUCAGGAAGUUGGAAUCAAAUCUGACUGUGACCGAGUCGAAAGAAGACGCAACUGAGCCUCGCACAUACAAGCUUAGCAAGGGCAAGAAAGUCGUCAUGCCGCACGGCGUGUACCACAAUGAUCCCCAUCGCUUUUCCAACCCAGAUCAGUACGAUCCACUACGCUUCAUCGUGACUGAUGCUACAACUGGUGCCAAGCAGGCUAGAGCAGACCCGAUUGCGCCUUUCGCGGACGGCUUGUACGGCUCGAAAAAUAACAACUUUACGGAGCGGGCCAUCCUAGGCUUUACCGCGUCUAUCGUAUCGAUGUGGGAUAUCCAAUCGGCGAGUGAGAAGGAGCUCGCAGUUCCCCCGCAUAGGACAACCUGGGGCGCAUUUCACCCGGCAAAGGAUGUCAAGGUGAAGUUGAAGCCGAUGGUAUAG
This is a messenger RNA of Penicillium atrosanguineum, 1704 nucleotides long. RefSeq lists its product as uncharacterized. The record is from RefSeq and is a predicted model, not a curated record. Lineage: Eukaryota; Fungi; Ascomycota; Eurotiomycetes; Eurotiales; Aspergillaceae. Gene Ontology annotation, molecular function: iron ion binding; monooxygenase activity; oxidoreductase activity, acting on paired donors, with incorporation or reduction of molecular oxygen. The coding region runs from base 1 to 1704 and encodes 567 amino acids. The transcript has 2 exons.